Vitrella brassicaformis is the source of this 4581-nucleotide messenger RNA. Lineage: Eukaryota; Vitrellaceae. The record is from the annotation of a GenBank genome assembly.
CGCGGCAUUCGCUUAAUUUGAUACACACAGGUAGAAGUUGUGAUCCCUCCGACGCACGCACGCACACACACACACACACACGAGACACGACACACGAGUGAGCAGCCGCGCAGAUCAAGAGACAGGCCAGCACUAUGCGAUACACACCCACGUGUGGUGUACUGUAGUGUACAUCUAAUUGGUGUCUCGGUCGUGAGACAUCAUCAAAAAACAGUCCUGCAUCGCUCCUUCCCAGCAGAAAACGACACACCAUACGCGCCUAUGAGCAGACACACACACGCACACACACACAUGGCCGAUAAAUUCUUACCAGCAGACACACACACGACCGCACUAUAUAUAAAGCAGCAGUACAGAAAUACCGAUAAUAUGGAUGACGAAAAACGACUCCGAUCAAGCGAGGUAGGUGGACACGCAAAUGUCCAUCGGUCUGUCUUUUCAUUCACUCCUCCACUGACUGCGUGGGCAACGUGCAUGCACAGACACGCAUCAGGAAACCCCACCAGCAUCCCCUCUGUAGACAAAUAAGCACCAAGUAGAAAGCAGCUCUAGAGAGGAGGGGACAGGCACGCAGGCAGGCAGGGGCAGAGGGGAUGUCUGUAAGAAAAAAACGUCAAAAAACUAAGUGAACAAACAGACAGCACACACACACACACACACAGACACCACACGGCCCCUUCAUCAGCCAUCUGUCCUGUCUUCCCUGUCCCGCUUUGAGAUCCCCUUGAGCCCCUUGAGGAGCUCCUCAAGCACAUCCGAUACGCCGCCCUUCCCGCCACCAUCACCAGAGCUGCUGCUGCUGCUGCUUCUGGAUUGUGCCUUUUCCUCCCCCUCCCCCUCUCCACCCUCAUCAUCGCUUGGCGGCUCUGCCUCAGUGUCGACGGCUGUCGGGACUACUUCUUCUGGUACCACCCUCCCCUCCCUCCCCAAGCACCACCUCCUCGGCUCGUUGGGCACCCUCAACGUCCUCCAGUCCUCCAUCGACAUAUCCCCAGCUGCUGCCUCAGCAUAGAUGUGGCAUGGGUAGCUCUGGGGGUUUGCAAAGUCGUAGUCGAUGGCCACGCAGGCGUCGUAGGCGAACCCGUCGCACGCCCAGGUGCAUUCCUCCAAGGACAUCGUGGCGGCGUCGUUGUAGUCCUCCGGGAUGUGGCGGGAGUAGGAGGGCGUCUUGGAUGAGGAGGGGGCGGGGUAUGUCGAGAAGGAGCGGCAGUUGCCUGUGGCUAGCUCCACAUAGCCUCCGGGCGGACCUGCCGACGGACACCGAUCAACACAAGACAACACAACACGGGCAAAUGGGAGAUGUGGACGGAUGCCCCCCCGUCUGGUCUGUCUGAGUACCAUCUCGUGUGUACACUGCAUCUCUGCAUGAGGCCCUCUCCCGCGCCUCUUCGCUCUCCUUCUCCCCCACCUGCAAAUCACACCCGCCCUCCUCAUCGACCGCAAAACCACCACACCCCUCGCCAGCAGUGGCAGUUGCCGGUGCGGACCGGCACUUGUCGGCGCACUGAUCGAUGGCUUUCCUCAUGGCGUGUGGGGGGAGGGCCGACUUGGAUGUGCUGCUGCCGGCUUCCUCGUCUGUGAAGCAGUCGGCUACAUGUGGGGAGAAGCCGGGGGUGGGGGGCGAGCUUUCGGCGAUGAGGGAGGGGUCGUAGUAGAUCUGGAGGGGUCGAGCACAGGCAUAGGUCGGUCGAUUAUCGAGACAGGUGGGGCGUGGUAUGCAGUUGAGUUGACCUACCAUGAUGAUCUUUCCGUCUGAGCCGUCGGCUUCCCCAUCGGAUGAAACGUACAAGCGGCCCUGAUCGAUCGACGGAGGCGUAGCCACACAGAAAGACACGAGACACACACCCGUCCAUGUGUCUGUCUGUGGUGUCGGCAUGUGCUGUGUCAGACCUCGCUGUCAAAGACCGGACUGACGGGCCGAAUCCCCCAGUUAUCAUCACCUGCAUGCGCAAAACACUCACACUGCACCCCUGCACAUGUACAGUGGAUCGGAUCGUCACGCACCUCUCUUGCCAAAGAGGGUCAGCACUUCGUUUCUCUCUCUGACCUUGCCAUCGUCCAGCAACACCCUGGUGACCUGAUCAAGCAAUCCAUCACACCCAUUGUGCGGCUGCAGCCCCCCCCCCCCCACACACACACGUACCUUCUUCCCAAUCAUUUGGUCGGUGUGCUCACAGCAGCUCCCGUGCUGUGCCAGGAAGGCAUCGCCCCCGUACUCACAGGGAAAUCCGCCGUUGGCACUCUCCCCCGUCUCCUCACAUCUCUGCCGCCACUUGUCGCUGCUCCUCUUGCCGCCCAGGAAGGCAAUGCCGACGUGGCUGGCGUGCGCCUGCAAAGGCAGCUCGGGGGGCUGGUUGUUGGAGAUGUUCCUGCACCACUCGUCGUCUAGGUCAGCGUUGAUGUCCUCCCUGCCCGGCACGGCCCAUUGGGCGCUGUGCCCCUGCGUGAUGUCGGGCGGGAGGCGGCCCUCUGUCCAGCAGCGGGGGUAGCCGAAGGACUUGCCCUCACGCGACUCAUCGAGGAGGUUCAUCUCCUCGGCGGGGUUCUCUGCAUGGACGUGAGUGACACAAGAGGGGCAGACACAGCGAGGUGACUCAGAGGUGUGCUGAGGGUGUAUGGGUGUGUGUGUUGGUGGGCACGUUUGCCGAACUCGUCGCCUCCGAGGUCUUUGGUGACGUUGGAGGGAAUGUCGUCAUCGUUCGUGUCGACGCCCCACAAACGACCUGCAGAGAUGCGACACACACAUGGGAUCAGGGAGGCUGGACACAGUUUCCAUGUGCUCCCACUGGCUCACCCUUUUGGUCGAAGGCUAGGCCAACGGAGUUGCGCAGGCCAUGCUGAUCCACCAAUCACAGAUCGUCACUCUGUGUGGGUGUGCCUUAUGGGGCCUUAUUGCUCACUCACCACGAACGCUUUGCCGUCUUCAGUCCAGUCCAUAGUCUUGAUCAGGGGAUCAGUCACGUUGAGAAACCGCCGCACUUGCGCCCUGGAUGAGUUUCUGUCGCCUGCACAUACACACACAUCCAUGGAGACCCUCAGGCAUCAUGCCCCUCCCUCCCUGCACCACUGUAUGUCUGUUGCUCUCCGUACCAGGCCAUGUAGGGUUGAGUGACCCAAUCGACACAUACAGCCUGUUUUCAUCGUCUACCAUCAGAGUGCGCGUCUGAAUCAACAAGCCACACACACACACACACACACACACAGCCACAAUCACAGUCCACCUGUGAGACCGGCCCACCAGGUGUCCCUGUUUGGCCGCCCCACAGCCCCCUGCCUCGAUGCCCUUGACCACCACCACUCGCUCUUUGUCGUCCACAGGAGACGUCUGACCCGGCUUGUACGGCCACCUGAAGUCGUGCGUCCAUCGACAUCAGGUGCUAUGCUAUGCAGGUCGACAGCCCGCGUGGCAUGUGUGUGUGUGUGUGGACCUCAUGAUGUUGGUCGCAUUGCUGGCGAGCAGGUAGCCGCCGCGGAUGGCGAGGCCUGAAUGGACGGCAUGGUAUGGCAUGGCACCGAUGGACGGUCGACGGGUGUGUGUGUGUGUGUGUGUGUGUGUGUACCAUGGUUUAGUCUCAGCGAAUCUCCCUCCCAGAGCACGAAGCGCUCAUCCUGGUCGAUCCGCUGACAACACAAGAAACGCCAAUGACAGACAGACAGACAGACAGACAGGUAGGUGACUUUUGCUGCAUGCUGCGUGUCCACCCAUCCCCCCACCCACUCUUACUCCAUCUCUGUUGACGUCCUUCAUUGUGACGAUGCGGUCGUCCCCCUCUGAUCAUGAAGGAAGCCAUCCGACACACAAUCACAAUCAACACACAAUAGAGGCCUGUUUGCUGCCCACUCACUUUUCCCACACGAAGCUUUGCAGUCGCCUGCACUCACUCACCGCAACCAACACAACACAACACAACACACCACACCAGUGGAUGGACCAGACGCAUUGCUGCUGCUGUCACUCACUCAUUGACCUCAUGCACCGCACCCCCUCACCAGGCAGGAGGAAGCUGCACCCCACCCUGUCGAUGAAGACUAGCGCGUCAUCCGUCUCGGAAGACACCACCAUCUGGCGCGGCUGGCUGCACAAACAGGUAGACACGCACGAGUCCGUCUGUCUGUCUGUCUGUCUAUGUGUCUGUCUAUGUGUCUGUCUGACUGUCUGACUCUGUGUGCCAGUGCUUGUCUGUCUGUCUGUCUAAGUGCGGUACGUACCGCAGGUCAUCUUCAGCGAGUAUGCAAGCCCGGAACCCUUCAGGCAGCAGCGCGUCCCACACCUCAGCACAUGCCGCAAACAGCCCCUCCCCACCAUCACUGUCAUCACUGUCGUCCAAGUCCUUGGCUUCGGGAAAGGUGGUGAUAUUCGCCCUCGCCCUCGCCUUCGCCUUGAUCUUCGGCCGCUUGGGCGCCUUGCUGUCCUGCUUGCCUUGUGUCUUCACAGAGGGUUGUUUCUUGCUCACGAGACCAAACAACUCCUCAAGCAAUCCAGCGUGCACCGAGGCCAACAUCAUGACGAGAGGAAGGAUGAGCAGCAGCAUCGUGUGUGUGGCUGUCUUCGCGGGUGGGUGGAGGAACAGCGGUUGCAUG